AAAAGAAGCCAAAACACUGUGGCUGCGUGUUGUUUGUUUGGAACUGUUGGAGGUGCUUUAGAGUGGUGGCCCUGAGGUUUUCUCAGCAGAAAAAUGGGGUUCCUAAAGCAUCUGCUGCUAUCCCCCCACCCCACAGAGAAUCCAGCAGGAAUGGGGCCAAGGGAUGUGUUCUCCUGAGGGUGAAUCACAGCUAUCAGCCUUCCCAUGUGAUGAUGAAAGGGAGGAAUGGCAGGUGACAGCGACACCUACAUCCCUAGGAGAGCCCGGAGGUUCACGAAGGACAGCAAUGCACUGGGCACAGUGUGUUUAAUGGUGAGUCCAUGCCAGCUCCUGGGAGCAUUCUGUCCUGCAGCAAGCAGUGUGCUCCCCAUGUGGGUGCUAGUGCCAUGGGGUUUUUUUCUGCCCCAGCUGGGGGUGGGCAACAGGGAUCUGGCAGACACGGGGCGGUUUGUUUUUCCUUCAUCUUGUUUCAAAAUUCCCCCUGCUGUGGUUCUUGCGAAACAGCAAACCACACAGAUACUGCCUGGCCAGUGGCCUCCUGCCCUGGGAAAUUUGCCGGCUGAGGGUGCACCCCUCCCAGAGCCUCCAUUCCCUUUCCCCGGCCUUGGAACAUCAAAUGUUUACUAUUAAAAUUUCCCGACUUUCAUCUCCUUUCCCACGUGCAACCCAAUAUACAGCCACUCAAUCUUAUGGGUGCUGUUACAGAACUAAUACUCAGGUUUUGGGGGCUGGCAAACUGGGGCAUGCGAGGGACUGUGUACUUACAGAGAUGGCUGGAGAUGUGGUGCGGGACCGAGGGCAGCUGCAGUCCUACAGGAAGAGGCUCGUCAGGGCUGGGGAUCAGGGACUGCGAAUGGUUCACCUCGGCUUUGCAAAAUCCAUCCACAAAUCUCAGCCUGGAGGCUUAUUGCAGAUCAGAAUUAAACCCUUUCGGUGUCAGGAAGGAUUGAGGAGCUGGGAUGCCUUGUUUUGCUUGUUUUCUAUUAAUUAUCAGGGUAGGUGGUUGCCUAAGUGGCUUGGGAUACCAGGCUAGGGCGGGGGCAGUGGUGUGUGGAGGAAAGGCGGUGAGAAGAGAUGGGGUGGAGUGAAGGGAGCAGAGCCAAGGAUGGAAACUGGCUGCAGAGAUGAAGCCAAAUUCCUCCCUUGCCUUCCAUCUGCGCUGGCUCCAGGGGCCCUUUGCUGUCAGUGGUGAUGCCCAGCUGGCAGGGGCGCAGAGGGGACUUUUCUCCUGUGGGGUUCAACAGCCCCUGAGACCUGUUUUGGCCAGGGCUAGAAGAGAGUGGCUGGAGAUUGAGCUGGGCAUAGGGCAAUGCAGUGUGCAAGUUACCAAGGUGUCCCACAGCACACCAGUACCACAAGAGAUGGACAACCCAGCAUUUCCAUCUUCUACGCUGAAUCCCGUCCCUGCCAAGCUGUGUGCUGGGAUCACAGGGCAGCAAAAGACCAGCAGGUUGAACUCUCCAGCCUUGCUUGUCCUCUGCAGGGUUUGUUAUUGUAAGACUCCUGGCCCAAAUGAGGAGCAAAUGGGGACGGUAAUGAGGGCUGUUGCUCGUGCCAUGCCCCCUCCCGUUCCCCGGCUGCUGCAGAUGGACUGGGGCAGGGAGGGCCCCUGGUGACAAAUUGUGCUCAGAGCCAAGCUGAUCCUGGCCAAUGUUUGGACACUGCUGGCAGAGCUACAGCAGGGACCAUUUGCUAUUUUCUUUCCUUGUCUCAAACUGAAACUCUCCCAGGAUUGGGGGGUGACCUGCCUGCAAGUGGCACCUCGCAUCAAGUGCCCAGUCAGGAGCAGCACGAGGGGUGGGAUGCAUACAGGUAUGACCCUUGCAUCCUCCUACUGAGAAUCCUUCCUGCACCUCCUGAUACUGUCUGCAUCCCAGAGAGCCUAGGGAGAUCACUGGCAAACACUGCAGCAGUAAAUUAUGGAAUCAUAGAAUUAUUUGAGCUGGAAAAGACCUUCAAAGACCAUCUAAUCCAAUUGCUCUGCUGUGGGCAUGGACAUCGCUUUAGCAGAUCAUACUGAACCAUUCUGCUGGGAGGGGACAGCCAGUUCUGAGUUGUGCCACUGCUUUUGGUUGCCAGCUCCGUGCUGCAGCUGUGCCCAGCCCUGCAAGGCUAAAGCUUGGGGAGAAGCUGCCUUGUGUCUGUGUCCCACUCACCUUGGGGCUGGUCCUGCAACCAGCCUUGGGGAUAUGACAGCCAUUAUACAUUAUACAUUAUAUGCAGCACCUCUUUGCUGUAGGAAUAAAACCUGGGACCGCCCUGGAGGACCUGAGCAGGAACCUGUGUGCCUGAGCAGGACCGCUGCAAUCCCCUGGCACCUAUCUUCACCCCUAUCCUCUCUUGAGCAUCCUUUCUCUCACCUUCUGGUUGGUCUGUGCUUGCUUCUGCUGCAGCCCAUCACACUGUCACCAUCAUGCCAUCCUCAUCCCCUGCCCGUCGUGAUGCCCCAGCACUCCUGAUCAAUUCCCCAAAUCUCCUCUCCCUUAUGCAAAUGGCUACUAAGAACACUUAAUCAUCCUUGUUAAUUGUCUUUGCCCUACCCUGUUUCCCCCCACACCCCCCUGAGCCCUCCUGGGGACUUUCUCACAAAUGGUGUCUAACUUUUCCCUUCUGUGUUUUGCUUUUCCACAACACCCUGCUUCCAGUCCCCCCCAGCCCUCUGUUUACACAACUGGGACAAAUUUCACACCCUGGGGACUGCUACCCCUGAGCCCCCAGUCCAACACUCUCCUGCCACAAAGAAUUUGUGAGUCACUGGUGAGGGCAGAGCUAUAUAUAAAGCUAUCCUCACAAAGGACCUCCAGCCUUGGAGGGGACACCGUUGCCACCAUGGAAGCUGCUGCCUGUUGCCUGCCUCUCCACCGGCUCCCGUUGCCCAUAGCUGGUGCUUGCCCAGCCCCGGGGCUGCAGCAGAGGGGAAGGUACUUUGGGUGCAGAAUGGGUGGGGGGGGCUGGAGCAGGCAGCAAUGGCUAUGUGGGAAGGCUCCAGGUGAGUUUGGGUGAAGGCCAUGUGCUCCUGGUUUAGGUGCAGACUCCCACAAUCCCAGCACUGAAGGUGCAGAGCCUAGGAUCUGGGAGCUCCUGCAGGGAAGGGACCACAAGUGGGGUGGUGGAUAUGCCUGGCACCAGGGCAGGGGUUGUGGAUGUACUGGCAAAACUGGAGUGUGUGGCUGGGGUGUGGGUGAGCAAGGCAAGCGGGGAGGAAAAUGCAGGGUGCCCACUGUGCUCAUCUUUCUGUCCUCCCCAAGACCCAAGCCACUCUGGAGACCAUGGCUGCCCCAGGAGGAAUUCAUGACCAGGCAGCAGAGGGAACAGAUGGACACUGCUCAUCCCCUCGAUGCUGCAGGAGACCACAGCACUGACAAAGCGCUAGCACUGUUCCGCCAUCCGGUCAGGCUCCUGUGGCCCAAAUCCAGGUGCUUUGACUAUCUGUACAGUGUGGCGGAGAAGCUGCUGGAGAACUUCCCGGUGCAGGCCACGCUGUGCCUCUACGAUGAUUCAGACAGCGAGGGGGAUGAGACCGAAGAUGACGAUGAAGAUGGCGAUGAAGGGAACGAAGGAGAGGUCGGAGGCGCUGUGCCCGCGCUAGGGGCAGGCUCCCCGCGGCCGGCCUGAACGCAGCACACGUGGCACGGGGAUGGAGGAUGACUGAGGCGUAGGGCAGCGCGGGGCCUUAGUGCCGCGGGGGCAGCGUGAGCCGGGUCCGGCCGCUCGAGCAGCCGUGACGCUGAGCGCGGUGCAGAGCCCAGCCCCAUGAAGCGGCACAGGGCCCAGCGGCGCCGGCAGUCAG
Messenger RNA from Tympanuchus pallidicinctus (lesser prairie-chicken), 3790 nucleotides. It is a transcript of the gene RIPPLY1, whose product is annotated as ripply transcriptional repressor 1. The record is from RefSeq and is a predicted model, not a curated record. The transcript is spliced from 3 exons. Bases 3292 to 3615 code for a protein of 107 amino acids. Gene Ontology annotation, biological process: embryonic pattern specification; negative regulation of transcription by RNA polymerase II. Gene Ontology annotation, cellular component: nucleus. NCBI's taxonomy places the organism in Eukaryota, Metazoa, Chordata, Aves, Galliformes, Phasianidae.